This is a messenger RNA of Malaya genurostris, 1993 nucleotides long. RefSeq names its product short-chain specific acyl-CoA dehydrogenase, mitochondrial (gene Arc42). The transcript is spliced from 2 exons. NCBI's taxonomy places the organism in Eukaryota, Metazoa, Arthropoda, Insecta, Diptera, Culicidae. The coding region runs from base 484 to 1698 and encodes 404 amino acids. Gene Ontology annotation, molecular function: flavin adenine dinucleotide binding. Gene Ontology annotation, biological process: fatty acid beta-oxidation using acyl-CoA dehydrogenase; butyrate catabolic process. Gene Ontology annotation, cellular component: mitochondrion. The record is from RefSeq and is a predicted model, not a curated record.
UGUGAGAUAAAUGUGAUAAACAGGACAAAAGAAAUAUUUGUGAUCAAAAGUUUUUUGAAGCAAUUUGAGUAUUCAUAUGAAAUUACAUCAAUGACAAAAUGAAUAAUGAAUAAUAUAUUAAAACUGCAUGCAUCUUAUUUUAUUCAUAACCAUCACUAUCAGUAUGUCAAUGAUCCUCCGCACGAUACCACUCAAGUAAAGUUUUACCUGACACUUUCAUACGAGCAUCUCACUCUCAAUCAGCUCAUCUUUCACACUAUCAUUGCUACCGUCGUCUUAUCAGCUACCUCGAUUCACUGCAUUUAUUUUAUUGUGAUUUCAUUGCUGUGUAUGGAUUGUACCCAAACAGUCCACUAGUCCAAAUUAUAUAUUACUCAACCAGUGCCAUAUAAAGCUUCAACUCAGGGUUAUAUUUAGUUUUCUUCAUUUUUUUACCGUUAUUGAAUCAGCUUAUUUCUUGAAACUGGUUAUUUUAGCUUAAAAAUGCUUGCAAUCAGAAACAGUGCUAAACUCGGUGUUAGAUUAUGGAACAAUCGAUCGAUUGCCAGCUUAUCAGCGUUACCAGAUACGCAUCAGAUGCUGCAAAAAACAUGUCGCGAUUUUGCUAACAAUGAGCUGAUUCCGAUCGCAGCAAAAAUUGAUCGUGAACAUCUGUAUCCGGCUGAGCAGAUCCAGAAGAUGGGUGAGCUUGGAUUAAUGGCUGUGGCAAUCGAAGAAAAAUAUGGGGGCACCGGAUUGGACUAUCUAGCAUACGCCAUCGCUAUGGAGGAAAUUUCUCGUGGUUGUGCCUCAGCCGGUGUGAUCAUGUCUGUCAAUAAUUCUCUCUAUCUGGGUCCUCUCGAUCGAUAUGGCAACGAAUCACAAAAGCAAAAGUACGUAACCGAAUAUACUGAUGGGAAAAGGGUCGGUUGUUUUGCUCUGUCCGAACCUGGAAACGGAUCAGAUGCUGGAGCGGCUUCCACGGUUGCCACAGCCAAAAGCGAUCGUUGGGUUUUAAACGGAACGAAAUGCUGGAUUACAAACGCUUAUGAAGCAGAGAGUGCCAUUGUUUUUGCGACAACUGACAAAGGCCUGAAACAUAAGGGGAUAUCUGCAUUUAUAGUACCGAAGAACAGCAAAGGAUUCACAUUAGGCAAAAAAGAAGACAAACUCGGAAUUCGGGGAUCAUCAACCGCUCAGUUGAUCUUCGAAGAUUGUGAAAUUCCAAAAGAGAAUCUACUGGGAGAGCCAGGAUUGGGAUUCAAAAUAGCCAUGCAAACUUUAGACGCAGGUCGCAUUGGGAUUGCCAGUCAGGCUCUUGGUAUUGCUCAAGCUUCAUUGGAAUGUGCCGUCGAUUACGCCAAUAAACGGAUCGCUUUCGGUAAACCGAUCUCCAAACUGCAGGCCAUCCAAUCAAAAAUUGCCGACAUGUCUGUUAGCCUAGAGUCAGCUCGUUUGCUGACGUGGCGUGCAGCUUGGCUGAAGGAUAAUAAGAAACCGUACACCAAAGAAGCAGCUCAAGCAAAGCUUACCGCAUCUGAAGCGGCCACUUUCUGUGCCCAUCAAUGUAUUCAGAUUCUGGGAGGAAUGGGAUACGUAUCGGAUAUGCCGGCUGAACGGCACUACCGAGACGCUAGGAUCACAGAAAUUUAUGAAGGAACGUCCGAGAUUCAACGUUUAGUAAUUGCCGGACUGGUUAUCAAAGAGCUGUCCUCUUAAAAACAGUAGUGCCAUUGAAACCUCAUAUCAAUAAACAACUUAUAUUUCGAGAAAAAAUAUCAGCUGAUGGAGAAUAUACUCUAUAUUCAUAUGUUAUGCUCGAAAGUUCUAUGUUUAUAUAUACUCAGUUUUUUUUACAAUAGAAGUUAGUAGCAUCCAGGAUAUAGAUAAAUACGAAGAAAACAAAACAUGUAUCAUUUAGAAAACAUUUUUACUAUAAAACUCAGGAAAUAGUUCACCAACCAGUAGUUUAUAUCAAUACUAAAUACAACGCAUUUGUUACCACAUCAGACAA